UCUCGGGUGGCCGCCGGGACCCUCGUGGCCAGCCUGGCCAAGAUCGUUUUCCAUUUGUCGAGGAAGGUGACGUCCGUGGUCCCGGAGAGCUGCCUCCUCAUCCUGCUGGGGCUGGGCCUUGGGGGCAUCGUGUUGGCCGUGGCAAAGAAAGCCGAGUACCAGCUGGAGCCCAACAUGUUCUUCCUCUUCCUCCUGCCUCCCAUAGUCCUCGACUCUGGCUACUUCAUGCCCAGCCGGCUCUUCUUUGACAACAUCGGCGCCAUCCUCACCUAUGCGGUGGUGGGCACGCUCUGGAACUCCUUCGCCACCGGCAUGGCGCUCUGGGGACUGCAUCGGGCCGGGCUCAUGGAUCCGGGUGUCAAAGCCGAGCUGAUGGAUUUCCUGCUAUUUGGAAGCCUUAUCUCGGCUGUGGACCCUGUGGCAGUGCUGGCUGUCUUUGAAGAGGUGCAUGUGAACGAGACCCUCUUCAUCAUUGUGUUUGGCGAGUCCCUCCUGAACGAUGCUGUCACGGUGGUGCUGUACAAAGUCUUCAACUCCUUUGUGGAGCUGGGCCCAGCGCACAUCCAUGCCAUGGACUAUGUGAAGGGGGUAGUCUCCUUCUUCCUUGUGAGCCUGGGGGGCACGGCCGUGGGGCUGCUUUUUGCCUUCCUCCUGGCCCUGAUCACGCGGUUCACCAAGCGUGUGCGCAUCAUUGAGCCUCUCUUCGUCUUCCUCCUGGCCUACGUUGCAUACCUUGCUGCUGAGAUGGUUUCCCUGUCCUCUAUCCUGGCGGUCACUUUCUGUGGGAUCUGCUGCAAGAAGUACGUGGAAGCCAACAUCUCCCAGAAAUCCCGUACCACUGUCAAGUACACCAUGAAGACCCUGGCAAGUAGCUCAGAGACCAUCAUUUUCAUGUUCCUGGGCAUCUCGGCUGUGGAUACCUCCAAGUGGGCAUGGGAUACAGCGCUGGUGCUAGGCACCCUGCUCUUCAUCCUGCUCUUCAGAGCCGUGGGCGUUGUGCUCCAGACCUGCGUGCUCAACCGCUUUCGCCUCAUUCCCCUGGACAGGAUUGAUCAGGUGGUCAUGUCAUAUGGCGGCCUCCGUGGAGCUGUUGCCUUCGCCCUGGUCAUCCUGCUGGAUGGGGCGAAGGUUAAAGCCAAGGACUACUUUGUGGCAACAACCAUCGUGGUGGUGUUCUUCACUGUCAUUGUGCAGGGCCUCACCAUCAAGCCCCUGGUGACAUGGCUGAAGGUGAAGCGCAGUGACCACCACAAGCCCACGUUGAACGAGGAGCUGCAUGAGCACGCCUUUGAUCACAUCCUGGCAGCAGUGGAGGACAUUGUGGGGCACCAUGGCUACCAUUACUGGCGGGACAAAUGGGAGCAGUUUGACAAGAAGUACCUCAGCCAGCUCCUGAUGAGAAAAUCUGCCUACAGGCUCCGGGAUGAAAUCUGGGAUGUUUACUACAAGCUGAACAUCCGUGAUGCUAUUAGCUUUGUGGACCAGGGUGGCCAUGUGCUCUCCGCUGCCAAGCUGGCAUUGCCCUCCAUGCCCAGCCGCACGUCCAUGUCAGAGUCGUCUGUCACAAACCUCCUGAGGGAGAGUGGCAGCGGUGCAUGCCUGGACCUGCAGGUGAUUGACACAGUGCGGAGCCGCCGAGACAAGGAGGAUGCCGUGAUGCACCACGUGCUGCGAGGGAGCCUUUACAAGCCCCGCAGGAGGUACAAGGCCAGCUACAGCCGUCACUUCAUCUCUCCAGAUAAACAAGAGCGGCAAGACAAAGAAGUCUUCCGUCAGAACAUGAAAAGGCGGCUGGAAACCUUCAAGUCCACAAAGCACAACGUCUGCUCUUCCAAGAGCAAAGCCAGGCUAAAGGAGAAGGGCAGGAAAAAGAAGGGCAUCUCUGUGACCAGCGAUUCACCCAACGAGAAGACACAAAGAAAUGUCUCUUGGCAGGAGGCAGCUCCUGUCUUGGUGAUGGUCAGCUCGGAUGAGGAGGAGAGUAACAGCUCAGAGACGGAGCGAGAGGACGACGAGGGGAUCGUGUUCAUUGCACGAGCCACCGACGAGGUCCUGCAGGGAAAGAAGACUCCUGGCAGCCUGGAUGUCUGUCCCAGCCCUUGCAUCAUCCCUCCAUCACCCACCCUGGCAGAGAAAGAGCUGCCAUGGAAAGGAGACCAGGCUGAUCUGGCUGUUUAUGUCUCCUCGGAAACCACCAAAAUCGUGCCGGUGGAUAUGCAGAAAGCGUGGAACCAAAGCAUCUCCUCCCUGGAAAGCAUCGCCUCUCCACCAGGCAUUGAGACGGGACCCCAGCACAAGAGAUUUACUUGCCCAGUGCUGGAAGAGCAACCCCCAUCUGCCAGCCAGGUGAUGGCAGAGCAGAGCUCCUGCUUUCAAUUCCCCAGCCACGUCUCGAAGAGCAGCAGGUCACACAGUGACAGCAGUCCAGAUGGCACCGAGCAGCAGGAGCUGCAGCCUUUGAUGGCUGCAGAGGAGCCAAGCAGGAUAGUGUCCUCUGCAGAACCCAGGUGGCUCAUCCAGUUCAACAGAGCGAGCCACCUUUGAGGCGGGCUGCAGAUGGUGAGGGCAUUAGGAUGCUGCAGAGAGGCUGCAACCUGCUGAUUGCUCUGCUGUCUUGCUGUGUAAAGCUUGUGUAUGUCUCCGGAAACUCCCAGAGAGCCAGGAGAUCCUGGUACUCCUGCUGGAGCUGUGCUCCACGCUGGCCUUGGCCUGCACACC
Molecule: messenger RNA, 2718 nt
Organism: Tinamus guttatus (white-throated tinamou)
Lineage: Eukaryota; Metazoa; Chordata; Aves; Tinamiformes; Tinamidae
Gene: SLC9A5
Product: solute carrier family 9 member A5
Biological process (GO): proton transmembrane transport; sodium ion import across plasma membrane; regulation of intracellular pH
Cellular component (GO): plasma membrane
Molecular function (GO): sodium:proton antiporter activity; potassium:proton antiporter activity
Source: RefSeq, a predicted model, not a curated record